Messenger RNA from Pieris brassicae (large cabbage white), 4877 nucleotides. RefSeq names its product acetylcholinesterase-like (gene ace2). The coding region runs from base 262 to 2178 and encodes 638 amino acids. Gene Ontology annotation, cellular component: plasma membrane. NCBI's taxonomy places the organism in Eukaryota, Metazoa, Arthropoda, Insecta, Lepidoptera, Pieridae. Gene Ontology annotation, molecular function: acetylcholinesterase activity. The record is from RefSeq and is a predicted model, not a curated record. The transcript has 7 exons. Gene Ontology annotation, biological process: acetylcholine catabolic process in synaptic cleft; choline metabolic process.
CUUGCUGUAGUCACAUCGUGUUUGUCACUGAUUUCUUGAUACUCAUAUAACAUUACAAACGCGAGUGACUGUGAAAAACGACCCAAGUUUUACUUCAAGGUCACCCGCUGAAGUUCUUAUCCAAGCCUCCGUAGGUAAAUCUUUAUUGGCUAGUUGCGUGAAGAAAUGAGUUUUAACAAAUACUCCAUAAUCAAGCUUGCAGACUACUUCAGAUUACGACGUGAAACUUCUCGUUAAAGUGAAGAGGACUCAAAAGUCACUAUGACUUCUCAGAAUAGGAUUGUUUUUACUAAAUUAUUGUUGUGUUGUUUUGUGACCGCGGCGUGGGCAAGAUCAUGGGCAAACCACCAUGAUACAACAACGUCAACAACUCACACUACUCCAACUACUAGUCAAUUACCUAAAAACUUCCACAAUGAUCCGCUCAUUGUUGAAACGAAAAGCGGUCUUGUCAAGGGCUACGCCAAAACUGUGAUGGGUAGUGAAGUACAUAUAUUCACGGGAAUUCCCUUUGCUAAACCCCCACUAGGACCCCUGAGGUUUCGUAAACCUGUCCCCAUAGAACCAUGGCAUGGCGUCCUCGAAGCCACAUCCAUGCCAAACAGUUGCUACCAAGAAAGAUAUGAAUAUUUCCCUGGCUUCGAAGGAGAAGAAAUGUGGAAUCCAAAUACUAAUAUCUCGGAAGAUUGUCUGUAUUUAAAUAUCUGGGUACCGCAGCAUUUGCGAGUACGACAUCAUCAGGACAAGCCGUUAGCUGAAAGACCUAAUGUACCGAUUCUUGUUUGGAUAUACGGUGGAGGGUACAUGAGUGGAACAGCUACACUUGACCUCUAUAAGGCGGACAUAAUGGCUGCAUCUAGUGAUGUAAUAGUGGCGUCCAUGCAAUAUAGAGUUGGCGCUUUCGGAUUUUUAUAUUUGAACAAAUUCUUUUCCCCCGGUAGCGAAGAAGCCCCAGGGAACAUGGGCCUAUGGGAUCAACAGCUGGCUAUUCGUUGGAUCAAAGAUAACGCGCAAGCCUUCGGCGGCGAUCCUGAGUUGAUAACGUUGUUUGGGGAAUCAGCUGGCGGCGGCAGCGUAAGUUUACACAUGCUCUCUCCUGAAAUGAAAGGAUUGUUCAAAAGAGGAAUAUUGCAAUCAGGGACUCUGAAUGCACCUUGGAGUUGGAUGACCGGUCAGCGAGCUCAGGAAAUUGGAAAAGUUUUGAUCGACGAUUGCAACUGUAAUAGCAGCCUUUUAGCGGCGGAUCCGAGUCUAGUGAUGGAUUGCAUGCGCGGAGUGGAUGCUAAAACUAUAUCUGUUCAACAAUGGAAUUCAUACACUGGUAUAUUAGGCUUUCCAUCUGCACCUACUGUUGACGGCAUAUUCCUCCCGAAAGAUCCCGAAACAAUGAUGAAAGAGGGCUAUUUUCAUAAUACCGAAGUGCUGCUGGGAAGCAAUCAAGACGAAGGAACUUACUUUUUGCUGUACGACUUUCUUGAUUACUUCGAGAAAGAUGGGCCCAGUUUUCUUCAACGCGAAAAGUUCUUAGAAAUCAUAGACACCAUUUUCAAAGAGUUCUCAAAGAUAAAACGAGAAGCCAUCGUGUUUCAAUACACCGACUGGGAGGAGAUAACGGAUGGUUAUUUGAACCAAAAGAUGAUUGCAGAUGUUGUUGGCGAUUACUUUUUCGUAUGCCCGACAAAUUAUUUCGCUGAAAUACUUGCUGAUGCUGAAGUUGAUGUCUACUAUUAUUACUUUACACAUCGUACCAGCACCAGCCUUUGGGGUGAAUGGAUGGGAGUGAUGCAUGGAGAUGAGAUGGAGUAUGUGUUUGGCCAUCCCCUGAACAUGUCCUUACAGUACCAUACUAGGGAACGAGACCUCGCUGCUCACAUUAUGCAGUCCUUUACAAGAUUUGCGCUUACUGGCAAGCCUCACAAACCGGAUGAGAAGUGGCCACUAUACUCCCGGUCAUCGCCUCAUUACUACACAUAUACGGCCGACGGCCCGAGCGGACCCGCCGCCCCACGGGGACCACGUGCGUCGGCUUGUGCAUUCUGGAAUGACUUCCUGCUAAAACUCGAUGAGUUGGAGCAUGUACCAUGCGACGGAGCGGUAACAGGGCCGUACAGUAGCGUCGCCGGCACUACUUUACCAAUAGUACUACUUACCACCCUUGCUACUACCGCGGCACUUUAAAUUCUCUAAGGCACCAGUAGAAAAUUACACGUAGCGAGGGAGCUUGCUUGAAUAGAUCCAACUACUUACUAGUUAAGAUAUCUGACACAUUUAACAAAUGACUGUUUUGAAAUAACGUCACGACACUAUUAUGACAAAACUUGCAAGAUUCAAAUGUCAUUCCAAUAAUGGCUUUAAAUCGUUGUAUUAAAAUUACAGAAAAUAGGAGUAUCACUCAUUAUUGAACGCUUCGUGUGAAUUUGAUACCAAUCGAAAAGUUUCGUUCCGUAGAGUGAUAAAAAUAUCAGUACCAUAUAUAAUUUAAUAAAUCGCGUUACUAUGGUAAUCGAUGUUAAAUAGUUGGCUGUUUAUUGAUGGAUGGGUGUUUUUCUAAUUAGUAUUGUAGCAUAAAUUAAAAAGUAUACUAUAAGGGCGAUGUUAAUAACUUAAAACUCACGUUAAAUAAAUAUUAUAAAGUUGAAAGAAACCAUCGUCCAUAGAACACGUAAAAUUAUAUUUUUUAAAUAUAUGUGAUAAUACAUUCCGCUAACAUAUAUAUAUAUAUAUAUAGAUUUAAGCAUGAAUUAUUAAAUUCAAAUAGACAAAGUAUAUGUGGAGGUGUUUUAGAAGCAAAUAUGUGUGGGCUUUUGUUAAAGCAAUGCUCUGCUUACACUUCAACUAUCACUAUACAUAUCAAUGUGUGCCUCGGCUUUAAUAGCAAUUGAUACAUAUCGUAAUCGUAGAGGAAUUUUAGAAAUUUGUAUUAAAAAAACUAUUAAUAUAGAAUUUAAAAAGUGAGUUAAAUUUUUACUAAUAUACAUCUAUUUAGGAUGCUACCAUUUAAAAGUCUUAUGAAUUCAAAAAUCUUAUGACUUGACAAAUUAGUAUUUUGUAAAUAUAUCUUCUUAGAUCGCUUUCGAUCAAACACUGUCUAUACAUAUCAACACAAAGUGCUAAGAGCUAUGCUAAUUAGACUCAUAAUGAACUUUUUAUAGAAUAUUGCACUUUCUUGCAAGAAUGCUGAAAUAUAAUGUAGAUCUAUCUCUAUUAUUGCAAAGCUGAUUUAUGGUAUACAAUAUUAUGAACAUACACACAAUCGUUAAUCGUUAUCUAAAGGUUAAAAGGCAUGUUAAAUAUCACUCACACACACCAAUCGCUUAACUUGAUUUGGUUGAGAUAACCUGAACAACUGUUUUAACAGCGCAUUUUAACCUUUAGUAUUUUACGAUUUAGUACCAAUUUUAUCUAUUAACUAUAUUUUCAAUACACAAGAGCCCUAUGGUCAUUAAAGAUAAAGACUUUUUCUAUAGUUUAGUAAAGAAAAACAUAUCUUGAGAAACCAAAUUGAAGUGGCAAUUGUGUAUUUAGAAAUUCUUAUUUUUUGUAGUAUACAAAUUAAUCGUGUAAAAAUAAUGCUUUAAGUGGAAAUCAUCUUAUGAAUUUAGUAAAAUUGAACAAAAUAUUUAUAUCUUUAGCGAUAGAUAUAUGUAUACCUAUAUGUACGUCAAUUACUAUCCUUGAAAAAGCUAGGUAUAAUGUGUAAUAUUUACCGAUUUUGUUAUCCUGUGACAUAAAAAGUUACUACACCUUGCAGAUUAGGAGAUAUAAAAGUACAUAGUUUUAAAACCCAUCCUUAAUAUAUUUACGAGAUAUUUAAACUGAAAACAGAUUGAAAAUGAAAAAAAAAUAUCUUUAAAAAUAUUAAAUAUUUCAUGUCCUAUGCUGAGAAACUACUUUCAAACCUUGUAUGAUAAUUAUACUACAUAUCAAAAAUAUAUACUCUUCACUAUUAUAUAAUCACGAACUACUAUAAACCUACUAUAUUAUUUGAACAAUAAAUAGUAAUUAGAAGGACCAUAUUCAAUAUAUUUAAUACGCUCUUAACUACUUGACUUUUAAGUUAGAAUUUUACGCCGCUAUUUUUUAGUUCUAAUUUCAAAGAUCAAACGGUAUUAAUAACGUAAUAAUGUUUUGCGUUUCUAAUUGACAUUAAAAGUUUCACGAUAGUGAUAAAGACAAAACAUCCAAUAGCUAUUCGAGGUUUUAAUUUAAAUGUAGAUUACCAAACGAUUUAACAUUAUUUAUGCUUUCAAACUAAAUUUUAUUAUGGCGUAAAAAUAAAGCCUCCAGACCUCAGGCUCCCUUAUAUCUUACCAAAUCACAAAGCACCAAGCAGUUUCUAUAGAUUUAGAUAAUUCCAAUAUUCGAAUCUAUUUCGAUAAAUUUUAUAAAAAUUAUUUUAAUUGCGAAUGCAACAGUUCGGCACAAAUGCUUUGUUGAGCACACAAAAAUGAAUUGUCUGGGAUAGCUUUAAUUAGUUUAAUAUAAGAAUCUUGUAAAUCAUAGCUAUAUUUUAACUUCUAACGAUUGUAAGUAAUAGGUGGUAGCCGUAUUAAAAUAGGUAUCCUAAUAUUUUUGUUUUAUUUUCCUUUUUUUAUUAGUUUUUAGAUAAUUCAUGCUACUUUAUGUUAUCUAAAGCUUUAGUUGUACAACUACUAUAAAUAUAGGUAAUGCUUAAUGAUGUAUAAUUAGAAUCAAUGUGUUUUGCUGUUAGUGCAAUGGAUUAUGGACCUAUUUAAAGCAUUUCAUAUGUUGACGUAGAAUUAACAUUACUUGUUAAUCAUUUUUUUACGUACAUUAAUUAUAUUAAAGAACCUACAGUGCAAGAUUAUUUGAAAUUAUUUAAAUAUAUUUUUAUACGUCACUACUUCUAUCGUUAU